This is a messenger RNA of Myzus persicae (green peach aphid), 1100 nucleotides long. Its product is annotated as THAP domain-containing protein 1-like. NCBI's taxonomy places the organism in Eukaryota, Metazoa, Arthropoda, Insecta, Hemiptera, Aphididae. The record is from RefSeq and is a predicted model, not a curated record. The transcript has 3 exons. Bases 185 to 853 code for a protein of 222 amino acids.
GGGUGAAGCAUUAUCAACGCAUGGUUGCCAUUUUGUUGGUUGGCAAAACAUUAUAAUAAUUUUCGACUUUCGUUUCAUGCACAGUAAAGUGAAUCUGAUGGUUCAUGUUCAUUAUUUAAGUAUUUUGUAAAUGUAAAUACGUUACAUUUAAGCUGAUUUGUAUGUUACAUUAAUUGUAGUAAUUAUGCCAGUAUCUUGUGUGGCAUAUGGAUGUACCAUUAGGUAUAAAUCCGGUCAAAAUGUUCAUUUUUUUCGAUUUCCUUUGAAUAAUGAAAAUGUAAACCAAAAGUGGAUUAUUGCAUUGAGACGAAAAAAUUUUAUACCCUCUCAAUGGAGUCGUAUAUGCAGUAUUCAUUUUAUUGACAGUGAUUAUGAAAUAAGACCUGGAACCAUUAAACCACGUUUAAAAAUUGAUGCUGUACCAUCAAAUUUCCCAUCUUUUCCUUCUUACCUUCAAAAACCUGCCAAAUGUCCUCGAAAAGAACCUGCAAAAAGAAACUAUACACCAAUGGAAGUUCCAAUAAUUGAUACCGCUUUAGAUCUUGAAGUAGAUGACACUAAAAUAUUGGUUGAAAAUAGUGAUGAUAUUCUAAAAAUAAAUUCUGUUGCUGAUAAAGAAGUUCAAACAUUAGAAAAUUAUGCAGAUGAACUUUUCUUAAAAAGUAAAAUCAAGAAAUUACAACAAAAAUUAAGAAGAAAACAAAACAAAAUAAAUAAUUUAGAAGAUUUACUGAAGGACCUAAAGUGCAAAGGCUUAAUUGAUACUGAACCAGGAAAUAUUAUAGAAAAUUGUUUCAGUGGUAAUAUUUUUAAAUUAUUCUUAGAAAAAUUGCAUUGCUUAAUUUUUGCUUGAUAUAUAUAUAUUUGCAUGCAUGCUAAUGCUUGUUAGGCACCAUUUUGGAUUUAUUUAAAAAUGAAAUGAAAAAUAAUAAUAAAGUAACUGGUGCACGAUAUUCAACAGAAAUGAAACAGUUUUCUUUAACUUUGUAUUAUUACUCUCCAAAAGCUUAUAAUUUUUGCAGGUAAUUAAAUUAUAUCUAUAGCUAGCUUAUUGCUUAUGUUAAGCAUACAUUUUAUACUAUGAUAUAAUACAAUUUUUU